Molecule: messenger RNA, 690 nt
Organism: Camellia sinensis
Lineage: Eukaryota; Viridiplantae; Streptophyta; Magnoliopsida; Ericales; Theaceae
Source: RefSeq, a predicted model, not a curated record
AUGGCUAGAGUGGGUAAAGAAUUGGGGGUUUGGUUUCUGCCUUUGCAGAGACCUCAAGGUCUCUAUUUUAUUUCAAUAACUAGAGCAGUGAGAAUGUCUAUUGCUCUGCCCAUGGCUCAGUUUUUACCACCCCAUCCACAUCCCAUUAAGGGUGGUUCUAGACAGUAUGAAGAAGGUGUAGAACAAAAUCUAGACAAAAAUUGCACAGGUUCUCUUUAUUAUCCAAAACAAUGUUUCUGUCCGCAGUAUGCGUUAAAAUACAUCAGGACACCAUUUUUCAUCUUAAACUCAGCAUAUGAUGUGUACCAAUUCCAUCACAUAUUGGUGCCACCUUCUGCUGAUUUGAGUGGGCAUUGGAAUCAUUGUAGGCUUAAUCCAGCGGCAUGUAAUACAAACCAGAAAAAUAUCUUGCAAGGGUUCCGGAAAGAUAUGCUUGCAGCUUUGAGUUUAUUUUUUAAAUACUCAAAAAGAGGAGGGAUGUUCAUAAACUCAUGUUUUGCGCAUUGCCAAAGUGAGUCACAAGAUACAUGGCUAACAUUAGACUCCCCUAGAGUGCACAAUAAGACCAUUGCAGAAGCAGUAGGCGAUUGGUACUUUGGAAGAAGGGUGACCAAGGAAAUUGACUGUGCAUAUCCUUGUGAUUCUACCUGCCAUAACUUGAUAGGCUGAAACUGUAAGGUUCAGUUCAGG